Annulohypoxylon truncatum is the source of this 717-nucleotide messenger RNA. RefSeq lists its product as uncharacterized. Lineage: Eukaryota; Fungi; Ascomycota; Sordariomycetes; Xylariales; Hypoxylaceae. The record is from RefSeq and is a predicted model, not a curated record. The coding region runs from base 115 to 597 and encodes 160 amino acids. The transcript has a single exon.
GCCCUUCAAGUUGAAACUACGCACACAAAGAGCAUUGUUAUUUGAAGAGAUUAUCUGACAUACUAGGUACUUUGUAUUUGAUGUUUGUCGCGAAGACAUCUUAAGUACAACCUCAUGACAGUGUUCUGCAAGCGUACCAAAUACCGUAUUACAAUCAUACAAUUAAUCCAACAAAUUACUCUUAUAAAGAUGACUAACGCAGAGUCAUUCGUAAUGGCACAACACUCUGCGAUAAAAGCAACUUGCGGCCAAGCCGAGCUUCUCGUAGGCACAUGCCACUACGCGUGCGGUCAUAGAUUCAACUGGAUUCUUGACUACGUCCUUCAACGAACGGGAACACGCUCACCAAGUGCCCAUGAUUGUCCCAAGUGUACCGCCGACCCCGUUUGUCUUAUCUGCCUUCAUCGCUUCGAUGCUAAGGCGUUUGAUGCUUGCCAAAGAUGUGAUUGCUUUUUCCACGAAUCGCUUCUCGCAAACCGGCACAGGAAACUUAAGCAGAUGGGUGUCAGGGCCGCCGAACAUAAGGCCACCACUUUCAUAAGAAACAAACUCGAGUUUGAAAAGAACAGGCUUCGGAGAAAGGGGUUUGUGGUGUAAUUAAUCGUACCUAAGUAGCAAAUUAUGGGACCGGAGAUGACCGGAAAUCUGCAGCCAUUGCCGGCGCAUAUAACCGGUGAUUUCUCUUAACUCCGGUAGGCUUGACAUUUUCUUAGUAAC